AUGAGCGGAUCACCGACCCCGCCCAUCCACCCUCGCCUCAGCUCCGCCUGCUCCAUUGUCUAUCUGUCUCAGGUGCGCGUGUUUUUUACCUCCGGAAAAUUUUAUCACGCUCAAGGUGAUAUGACGGCUCCGGCCGAGGUUAGAGAAAACGAGGAAAAGUGCGUCGCGAGGCGAAGGUGGCAGAGAGGGUGGCGUUGGGAGAUUUUUCAACGUUUGCACUGAUCGUUGGAGUCGUCAGGUGAAGCCGUGUGUUGAGAAUUUUCCGGAGGUCAGGAAAAACACUUUUUUUUCGUGGGAUGAAGACGCAGAUUUAUGAUAGAAUCACACACUUAUCAUCCUUUGGGUCUGUAGGUCGGUCCUUGAAGCGCAGAGACAAGUAUCAUGAUGAGGCUUUUUCUAAGAGAGUGGACACUUUUGGAGACUUUUAUGUCUUGAAAAACACUCAUUUCUUGGGAUUACGACGUAGAUUCAUGAUAGAAUCACACAUUUAUCACCCUUUGAGUUUUUAGGUCGGUCCUUGGAGCACAGAGACAAGCAUCAUGAUGAGGCUUUUGCAAAGACGACGGACAUUUUUAAAAACUUUGAGGUCUCGAAAAAAACUUUUUGGGGUGAAGACGUAGAUUCAUGAUAUAAUUCACAUCUCUCAUCCUUUUAAACCUUCAAAUCAGAAGCGUAAGCUCGUGAUGAGGUUUUUAGACUGAAAAUUUUGAAAGUCGCGCCGUAGCGCAACAGGCUGUGUGCUUGUCUACGGUUCAAAGGGUCAUAAGUUCGAUCCCCGUCGCGAUCCAGCCAAGAGGUUUGAGAAGUUUUGAUAGCGGAAUCUCCAACAAGGUCGGAUAUGUCACUAGGGUCAAUCCACUGAUUAUCACUGAUAUCAGGAUAGGACCUUGUCUCGACUUGGGACCUCUAAAGCGGUCAGAAGAAGAGGAAGAAUCGUAA
Caenorhabditis auriculariae is the source of this 939-nucleotide messenger RNA. The record is from the annotation of a GenBank genome assembly. NCBI's taxonomy places the organism in Eukaryota, Metazoa, Nematoda, Chromadorea, Rhabditida, Rhabditidae.